UGCAAUGAUGGCGCUGCAGCUGAAGACCGGGGAUGCAACGUACUACCACCACCACCACCACCACCAUCACCCCCACAGCACGGCGGACUACUGCAGGAAUUUCACCCCGCCGUCGGCUGUCAGCUACGGGGAGAGUGGCCAUUACCUCCCCCGGCUGCCAGGUGCAGAGACCCUCCUGAAGCCGCCUCUCAGCCUCUUCACCCACCCACAGCAGCCAUUUCAGCACCUGGACCCUCUGCCUCCUCUGGGACCCCCACCCAUGGGUCCCACCCCAGCCCUGUGCCCUCCUCCCCUCACCCCAGCUCCGCCAAUGGGACCCCCCGUCACCCUGUGCCCGCCUCCUAUCGCCACGCACACCAUCAGACCCCCACCCCUGACGCCCCCGCCCGGUCACACCCUGGUCCACCCACCCCCGCCCAACAUAGCACCCAAUCCACAGCUGGGACCCCCGCCGAUACCCCCGCACCCGCUCGGACCCCCACCGGUAGUCGUGGACCCAAACAAGACGAUUCCACCUCCAAAUAUUGAUAUCCGAACUCCACCUCCGUCGCUGCGUUUUCCCCCAGCGCCCUGUCUGGAGCCCCCCCAGAUGCCCCCCAGCCUGGUCCCCGCUCCAGCUCCGGGUCCAGUUCCAGGACAGGCAGCCCCCGGAGGAGAGCAGCCCCAGGACGAGGCCUCUCCCCUGGGCAGUGAGGAGCAGGAGGACCCCCUGGGGCUGGAGGAGCUGUGCAAACCGCUCUACUGUAAACUGUGCAACGUGACGCUCAACUCCACACAGCAAGCUCAGGCUCACUACCAGGGUAAGAACCACAGUAAGAAGCUGAGGAACUUCUACGCGGGAAGCCAACAGCCUCCAGCCGUCAGGAUCACGGACACCACAGAAACCAGCGGCCAAACGUCCCACAGCUCAGGGGUCAGUGAAGGAGACACAAGCAGACAGGCUCUGUAUAAAGGAGCGGCGAGGGUGAUCCUGGCCACAGAGAAUGAUUACUGUAAACUGUGCGACGCCUCGUUCAGCUCUGCAGCCGUGGCUCAGGCUCAUUAUCAGGGCAAGAACCACGCCAAGAGACUGAGACUGCAGGAGGCUCACAGCAACGCCAACAACAGUGAAGGCCCCAGUGAGGUCACACCAAAGAGAAGCAGGAAGGAUGAGUACCGCCUGGUGAAAACCAGACGCAGUCCACAGCUCCAGGGCGCUUUGACAGGUCCGUACUACCACUCACGUCCGAGGCAGAGGAUCCCGCGUGACCUGGCCAUGUGUGUGACCCCCAGCGGCCAGUUCUAUUGCUCCAUGUGCAACUGCGGAGCGGAGCAGGAGCCGGACUUCAGACAGCACCUGGAGAGCAAGCAGCACAAAGCCAAAGUGUCCGAGCUCAGAUACCGCAACGAGAUGGUCACCCUGGGAUACAGCUAAGGAGAGAGACGGUCUGCACAGGAGGACGAGGAGAGGAGGAGAGGAGGAGGUGUGUUAAAAGGUGCAUAUGACAGGUUUGCAUGUUUUUCUGAUUGUGACUUGGUUUGGAGAGGUAGUAUCUGUGGUCAACAUUUAUCAUUGUUUUACAUCAGUUAAGUGGCAGUUUGUGGAAAAUCACUUGACAGGAAAAGUACAAAAAUACAGGAAGUAGCGCCAUAAUAAUAAUUUUCCAUCUUUUUCCCCACAAACUGACAUUUAACUGUAAAACUGUGAUGAAUAUUUACCAAACCAAGUCAGAGGUAACCUGGGGGGUAUGCAUGAAGCGAGCUAAAGCGAAAGCCUGGCUUAUUUGGCCAAUCCAGGUUCAUCAAAGCCUCAGUUCCACCAAAGUGACUGACCAGAGGUGACACUGACUUGCCACAGUAACAUGCAAGCAAGCUCUGCAUGCAUUACUACGCAUCAGGAAGGAGUCAGGCAACUUCAGUCCCCAGGUGUAUUAACCAGGCUCCGGACUCUGCACUACGCAGUUAGCCUCCUCUGUCCAAGUAGCGAACAGGAGAGGAGAGAGUGAACAGGAGAGGAGGGAGUGAACAGGAGAGGAGGGAGUGAACAGGAGAGGAGGGAGUGAACAGGAG
This is a messenger RNA of Boleophthalmus pectinirostris (great blue-spotted mudskipper), 2049 nucleotides long. RefSeq names its product zinc finger, matrin-type 3 (gene zmat3). Gene Ontology annotation, molecular function: zinc ion binding; nucleic acid binding. The coding region runs from base 5 to 1414 and encodes 469 amino acids. The transcript is spliced from 7 exons. Lineage: Eukaryota; Metazoa; Chordata; Actinopteri; Gobiiformes; Gobiidae. The record is from RefSeq and is a predicted model, not a curated record.